GGUAAAAGUAUUCAUUAAGCCAAAUGUAAGGGACCAUUUAUGUAGUUUUCUAGACUCUUAGAUGAUCAGACCAAAACACCUCUUUCGGCGAAAAAAGGAUCCAAGAAUCCAUUUUUCUUCAAAUCUGAGCUGGUAUCCGCUUAUCAACUAACCCCGAUCAAUUUUCCGUCGGAACACGGCGGCUACGACGGCGGAUACGGCGGCAUCAAGCGGUACGACGUAAGAUCCUGUAAGGCAAUAUCCAAAAAAAGAAAAAAAGAACCUUUAAUAUGAAUUCGAAUUACGGAAGAUCAAAUCAAUCUGGAUCUCUCAACAACUUCGAUUUCGAUCUCGGAAUCAAUUCGAAUCGUUCCAAACCUCUUAAUGCUCAGAACAACAAUAAUACUUUCACGCAACCUAAGCCUUACACCACGACGCCGUCGUGGCAACCCAACAAACCAUCCUGGACUCACCAACCCGCCGCUCCUGCGCCGUCGUCCACUCUCGGCGGCCCUUUAAAUGGACCGACAUCAAUGGUUGGAGAUAUCACGGGAAGAAGCUGGGCUUCGUCGGCACCACAGCGUCCUUCAAGCACUUCGAAUAUCGGGAUUGCGAGUAAAAACCCUAAUCUGUUUAGUGAUUUGCUUGGAUCAAAUCUAGGUGCAGGUAAAGGUAACAAUAGUAAUGUUCCAUUGAAGAAUGUCGCACCUGCUUCAUCACAAACAGCUAGUAGAAGUGCUUAUUCAAUGGGAGGUAUGGCCAAUUCAUUGCCGAAACCUGGUAAUACUAUGAACAGUAGUGGUGGUACUGGUUGGGGUUCUUCUUCUUCACAAGGUUCUGGGAAUUACAACACAAGUGGUUAUGGCAACAAGAAUCAAAACCUUGGAGGUUCAUCAAUGAAAAGCUCAACCAUGAGUGGCAUUGGAGGUGGCAUGAAUUCAAACAAGGACCCCUUUGGAUCUUUAGUUGAUUUCAGCUCUAAACCAGCUUCUGGAACAAAAUCAGGAAACAAAACAAGCACACCAACAAAAUCAGGGGAUGAUAUGUUUGGUAGCUUUCAAAAUGCAUCAAAAGAUUCAAAACCCAACACCAAUCCCAGUUUCACAGGUUCAUCCAUGGGUUCUCAUUCUCAAUCAAAAGUGGAUGAUUUUGGAUUUGGUUUUGGUAAUAUUUCAAAUCCACCACCAGUUCAAUCAUCUAAACUGGAUGAUUUUGGUUUUAAUGGGAAACAAAAUCAACCACCAGUUCAAUCAUCAACAGGAAAUGAUUUUGACAUUCUUUUCACUUCAUCUUCAAAAGAUUCAGAGAAUCUUGUAAGCCAACAAUUUGCAGGGGCUGAAGAUUGGGGUUUUGAGUCUGACAUUGGAGGAGGAGGAUCAGGAGGUGAUGUUGGUGGGACAACUGAGCUUGAAGGGCUUCCACCACCGCCAGCUGGCGUUACAUCCUCAUCAGCAAAGAACAAAGGAAUGGAUAAUUAUAAAGCAGGACAAUAUCCUGAUGCCAUUAAAUGGCUUUCUUGGGCUGUGAUUCUUUUGGAAAAAAGUGGUGAUCAUGUUGGCGCCAUGGAAGUCUUGUCAUCUAGAGCUUCAUGUUACAAAGAAGUAGGAGAAUACAAGAAGGCAGUUGCUGAUUGUUCAAAGGUAUUGGAACAAGACAAGAAAAAUGUUUCAGUUUUAGUACAACGUGCUUUAUUAUAUGAGAGUAUGGAAAAAUACAAACUUGGAGCAGAAGACUUGAGAACUGUGAUGAACAUUGAUCCAGGAAAUAGGGUUGCAAGAAGUACUAUACAUCGCCUUACUAAAUUGGCCAGCUAAGCAAGGAUUUUAUAAAAAAUGAUGUUUUUUUUUUUUUUUUUUUUAAUAUAUAUUUUGUGUUCACGGGUUUCUUGUUAUAUGGGUAAUAAUUUUCGAAAAUAGAUAUUUGUUGAAUUUGAGUUUUAUAUGAUCACAAGGGUGUUGUAUUUUCUGGUGU
Lactuca virosa is the source of this 1950-nucleotide messenger RNA. The record is from the annotation of a GenBank genome assembly. Lineage: Eukaryota; Viridiplantae; Streptophyta; Magnoliopsida; Asterales; Asteraceae.